This is a messenger RNA of Dothidotthia symphoricarpi CBS 119687, 1836 nucleotides long. RefSeq names its product GMC oxidoreductase. Bases 1 to 1836 code for a protein of 611 amino acids. The record is from RefSeq and is a predicted model, not a curated record. Gene Ontology annotation, biological process: secondary metabolite biosynthetic process. Gene Ontology annotation, molecular function: flavin adenine dinucleotide binding; oxidoreductase activity, acting on CH-OH group of donors. Lineage: Eukaryota; Fungi; Ascomycota; Dothideomycetes; Pleosporales; Dothidotthiaceae. The transcript is spliced from 3 exons.
AUGCACCCGUUGGUUGCUUCUCUUUUGUUUAGUGCUGUGGCGUUGGCAGAUGCCUCAGGGGAAGCUAUAGAUAUUGCGACAACGUACGAUUAUGUCAUCGUCGGUGGUGGUACCACAGGCUUGGUGGUUGCGAAUAGGCUGAGCGAGGAUCCGGAGAAAACUGUCCUCGUUAUCGAGAACGGCAUCCUCAACAAUGGCACUCUCUCCAGCAUUCCUGGUAACUCGGGAGGACUUAACACGGCUGCUAUGUAUGACAUCUACAGCGCGCCAGUCCCGAAUCUUGGGAAUCAGUCAUUCCUCGUGACUGUCGGAAACGUCGUUGGAGGCGGUUCGUACGUCAAUGGGAUGCAAUUUGACCGCGGCGCCGAUGCAGAUUACGAUGCAUGGGCUGAGCUUGGUAACAAAGGCUGGGGUUGGCAGGAUCUGAAGCCAUACUUCAUGAAGAGCAACCAUUUCGACCCACCUUCCAAGGAGACCACCAAGGAGUUCGGCAUCACCUACGAUAGAACCGCCUAUGGCAGUGGCCCUUUGAAAGUAUCGAUCCCCGACUACCAAUUUCCGGAUAUGAAGACAAUGUUUCAUUCGUGGGACAAGGUCGACAUCCCUCACUCAAAGGAGGGCUUCGUCCAACCCGUCGGCGUGUACUGGUCGCCAAACUCUAUUGACAAAGCCACGGCUACGCGCAGUACAUCGCGCUCGGCAUAUUACGACCCUAUCGUUUCGCGCAAGAACCUGAAACUAUUGUCCAAUACCCAUGUUGACGAAAUCCUUUUCGAGCAGAACAGAGUCGGUGCCUUGACCGCUGUCGGUGUCAAAUUCACUCCCAAUGGUGGCAAGAAGCAGACACAAGCUUUUGCCUCCAAAGAAGUCAUUCUCGCUGCUGGAGGUGUGUUCACUCCGCACUUGCUCAUGUACUCUGGUAUCGGACCCAAAGAUGUUCUCAAGGCUGCUGGAGUAAGUGUGAAAAAGGACGUUCCUGCUGUAGGCUCCAACUUUCAGGAUCACAUCGCCAACUACAUGAACUUCGAUAUCCAGGGUCUUUCAUCAGAAAGUAUGCCAGCUCUCAACACCAACGCGACCUUCAAUCAAACCUCCUACGAGGAAUACAUCAAGUACAAAACUGGUCCAUACUCUGUCGGCAAGGCUAACGGUCUUGUUUUCAUCGCUCUGCAACACUUUGACGCUGGUUUCAAGAAGACCGUUUCCAAGAUUCGCUCCCAAGUCGCAUCCAAGUUCUUGCCAGAACGCUAUGCUCAGAACAAGAAGCUCCUUGCUGGAUUCAACAAGCAGCGCGAUAUCUUGGCCAAACAGUUCUCUGGUGACAAUGCUGCUGUUGGUGAAAUCGUUAUUCAACCAUGGGGAUUCUCAGGUAUCGCAAACAACAAGCCGCUGUCACGAGGUACGAUCACGCUCAACAACACACAUCCUGAGGCAUAUCCCAUCGUGCAAUGGAACACUUUCCAGAAUCCUGUCGAUGCUGAUGUCAUGGUCGCCUUGACCAAGUUCAACCGUAAGCACUGGGCGAGUAGCGGGCUCGCACAAUAUAAGCCAGUGGAAACAUCUCCUGGACCUCAGUAUCAGACUGAUGUAGAGAUCAUUCAAGGCAGCAUUGAGUCAGGGUCACUCCAGCCUUCGUUCGCUCACCCAAGUGGAGGCUGCAGCAUGAUGCCGGAAAAAUAUGGUGGUUGUGUUAGCGAUCAGCUGCUGGUUUAUGGCCUCAAGCAACUCAGUGUCGUUGACGCGAGCAUUAUACCCAUGAUUCCAGCUACUCAUCUUCAGGCCACUAUGUACGCUAUUGCUGAGAAGGCAGCUGACAUCAUCAAAAAGAGAGCGUAA